UUUAAUUCGCCGUGUGAGCAUCCUUAUUGCUUCCGCGGUCUAGUAGUACUUAGUUUCCCCACAAUGACAUCGCCCACACUACAAGCGACAACCGCAACUGUCUUAUCAUCCAGCUAUGAAGCCAGAAGUCCCGAAUCUCCAAAACAGACCUUUCGUGACUCAUGGAGCUGGAGGCCCAACGUAUACUGUUCGCUCGAGGUUCAACAGAUCGUUCGUUGCCGUUCUUCCAUUAGCCUUUGCUGUCUUGGGAUACGUUACAUACGUCGCCUACCGUCACGAUACCCACUACCGUGCUCCUCUUGUUACACUGGACAACCGAGUUGCUAAACUCCCUGUGAUGGGUUAUAACACUUGGAACGCAUACCAUUGUGACAUAGAUGAAGGCCUCAUCUUGCAAACCGCACAGCUUAUGAAAUCACUCAACUUAGCGGACGCUGGGUACACUCAUGUCAACAUUGAUGAUUGUUAUUCAGAAAGAAGCAGAAACGAUGAUGGAGAUAUCAUUGAAGACGCAACGAAGUUUCCAUCUGGAAUGAAGGCCCUCACAGACAAAAUUCACAACCUUGGACUGCAAGCUGGCAUUUACAGUGAUUCGGGCUGGUUCACAUGCCAGCUGUACCCUGGCUCAUACCAGAACGAGGCAAGAGAUGCAAAACGCUUCCAUGACUGGGGUUUCGACUAUCUCAAAUAUGAUAAUUGCGCUGUUCCGUUCGACAAUAUCACUCGGGAAAAUAUCAUGGGAAGAUACGAACGUAUGGCAAACGCCAUUGCUGAUUUUUCACUGUCGUCUGGAACACCGCCCUUAAUUUUGUCCAUGUGCCAAUGGGGAAGGGAGCAAGGCUGGACCUGGGCCCGCAGAUACGGGCAAAGUUGGAGGACGACCGACGAUAUUGACCCGAACUGGCAAUCAAUUGUCAAAAUAUUAAACCAGAACUCGUUCUAUACUUGGGCAACUGAUUUCUAUGGCCAUAAUGACAUGGAUAUCCUUGAAGUUGGUAAUGGCCCCCUAACAUACGAAGAAGCGAAGUCCCAUUUCACUGCGUGGGCGCUCUUGAAGUCACCUCUACUUAUCGGCACUGAUCUCGCUUCUGCUACCAAAGAAACUCUUGAGAUUCUGACCAAUCCAGAAAUCAUUGCGAUUCAUCAAGACUCGGUUGUAGGCACUAGCAUCUCACCUUUCCGAUGGGGCAUCAAUCCUGAUUGGGUCAGCAACAACACACAUCCUGCACAAUACUGGAGCGGGGAGAGCCAGAACGGGACAGUAUUUAUGCUCUUGAACACGCUGGAUGAGCCCGCCGACAUGUUCUUCAAACUGGCUGAAUCUCCGUGGAUCCGAGCUGGCAGACAAUACUCUGUCCGGGACCUUUGGACUCAUACAGACAACGGCACUGCAGUUCGCAACUUUACAGCGCACGCUGUUCCACCGCACGGUGUCGUGGCCUUGCUCCUUCAAGAUGCGGGCGACGAGCCGGAUGACCUAUGGCCGCCCUGUGCUGUGUUGGAAUGGUGCAUGCAUUCUAACGGGACUCGCAUCGACUAAUGAAGGCUGGGGACUUUUUCCAAGUGAUGUACAUAAAUCUUGUAUCACCAUUAUCUAUUGACAGCAUUUCAUCGGAGCUUGUAUGAAUAGAUGACGACAGGAUUGUCUUUCGUUUCACGCUCAGGUUAUUGUUGUCCGCAUCUCUUCCGAGCAGCGAGC
Messenger RNA from Suillus clintonianus, 1699 nucleotides. RefSeq names its product glycoside hydrolase family 27 protein. The transcript has 23 exons. Lineage: Eukaryota; Fungi; Basidiomycota; Agaricomycetes; Boletales; Suillaceae. Gene Ontology annotation, molecular function: hydrolase activity, hydrolyzing O-glycosyl compounds. Bases 116 to 1540 code for a protein of 474 amino acids. The record is from RefSeq and is a predicted model, not a curated record. Gene Ontology annotation, biological process: carbohydrate metabolic process.